Messenger RNA from Drosophila busckii, 4370 nucleotides. Its product is annotated as myb-like protein AA. Gene Ontology annotation, cellular component: nucleoplasm; cytoplasm; nucleolus. The transcript has 4 exons. Gene Ontology annotation, molecular function: histone binding; chromatin binding; RNA binding. Lineage: Eukaryota; Metazoa; Arthropoda; Insecta; Diptera; Drosophilidae. The record is from RefSeq and is a predicted model, not a curated record. Gene Ontology annotation, biological process: chromatin remodeling. The coding region runs from base 413 to 3499 and encodes 1028 amino acids.
UCGCACGUUGGCCACGCCACACGUCGCGCAACCGUUGGAGGCAAGUGUAGCAACCAAACAAGCAAGUGGCAAGUUACGUUCAAAAACCGGCAAAACACAAAAUACAAAAUACAAAUCCCGCGAUCCGUCGGCAAACAAAAAACUUGAGAAACGCGUUGCGCUUGGGCUUUGAGAUUUCAACUGUUGUACGUUCAUUUGAUUCUGCGGCUGCUUCAUAUUCUUGAGCUAAAGUUUACUUUUGUUAUUUUUUUUAAGUGUGCUCGCGUGUGUGUGUGUGUGUGUGUGCGUGUGUGUGUGUGCGUGCGUGUGUAUAAACAACAGUUAAAGCUCGCCGCCGCGUUAUUUCCGCUUCCGUUUUGCCGCCUUAAUUGCUCUGGCUGGCUGCUUGGCCGGCUGGCUGGGCACUUGAACAAUGCCGCCACCGCAACGAACACUGCUGCCCCUGCCCCUGCCACUUGCCGCACACCUACCGCUGCGCCAUCUACUGUUGCUCUUCAGUCUGCUCUUGUUGCUUCUCCAUGGCCAGCAACACGCUUGGGCCAACGCCAGCAGCAGCAGCAGCAGCAGCAGCAGCAGCAGCAACGAUCAACGCAAAGAUUUAGACUUUGGCGCCUAUGCUAACGAUUUCAAUUUACAAGCUGAGGCUAGCAUACCGGAGGACAUCUUUGACCAGCAUGAUGGUGACAUUGAGGACGAUGCUGCUGCAGCCGCCGCCCAACUGCAAUAUGUCGAGCCUACGGCAGACAGUGACGCUGAUGAUUUUGAGGCGGCUGAUAUUAUACUUGAAUCUCAAAGGCCCAUUUGGAGGAAUUUCAGUGUUUACCUAGGCAGGGAUGGCAGCAGCACAGUCAAGAAGAAGCACAGCAACAACAACAACAACAACAAUAAGAAAAACCACUACAACUACAAAUUGAAAAACAAUAAAGCGAAACAGCUGGCGCUGCAACGACUUGAAGCAGCUACAAAAUCCAUUGCUGCUGUUGAGGCCGUAGUUGGGGAUGAGAUUCAAGAGGCCAAAGAAGCAGACUACGAUGGCGAUGACGAUGCGGAGGAGACUGAAGAGCAAAACUUGAACAUGGACAUGAACGUUGAUAUGGCUGUGCCGAAGCACGCGAACUUUCCCAGCAAAAGUUUUGCGUAUAAAAAAUUUAACAACAUGCACGAACAGCAAAAUCAACAAACCCAAAAGGAGCAACAGCAGCAGCAGCAGCAGCAACAGCAACAGCAGCGUCAGGCAAAUGCCAAUAGUCCAGUCCAGGAGUCAAAGCAAAGAGAGCAGCAGCAGCAGCAGCAACGUGAGCCCGAGCAGCUGUUAGAUGCUAUUGAAAUAUUAAAUGAACGAAAAUUUAAUAAACCAAAGGAGCAGCAACAGCAGCAGCAGCAGCAGCAGCAGCAGCAACAACAGUUGUCAGAGUCUGAGAAUAUUAUGGCAAUUGGUGAUAUUGAGGACAAUUUUGAUAAUGAUGAAGCAUUGGCGGAAGACAUUAAGACGCAACUUGACAAUGAUGAAACGACAACAACAGCACAACCGACACCAACAACAACAAGCAGAACAACUUUAGCUAGCAGCACAGCAGCAACAAUUACUGGCAGCUAUCAACAGCAGCAGCAACAUCAUGAGCCCAUGGCACGCAAACAAAAGCGUCAUGGCUGGUCCAACUACAAGCAACAGCAACAGCAAUCGCUGCCUGAUUUGCCUGAGAAUGCGCACCUAAGCGACGUGGGUGAACUACAUUACUAUGAUCAACAACAACAGCAGCAGCAGCAGCAACUUGGAGCUGACAGCAAAUCACAAGCCAAUUACUUGAGCAGCUAUUUUAGCUCAACAAUAAAUGAAACCAAGAGGCAGCAGCAGCAGCAGCCGCAGCAGCAACCACGUCUGGCAACCGAAACGACUGCAAUGCGUUUUCAUGCGGCUGCUGGUAGCAACGACUACGACGACGACGGCGACAGCGCUUUCGAACGCUUCAAGGCUCAGCGUCGCAGCAAUCAUCACACAGGACACAAGAGCCACAAGAAGCGCUACAAGGACUAUUUGAAGCACAAGUCGAGCAUCAGUGGCAAGCAUAAUUUAAAGCGCGCCAAGCAAGCAACGCCGCCAAUUUUUGCGCUGGGCGUGCGACCGCAACGCGCUACAGUAAAGCCAUUCUAUGAGGGACAGGUCAAUUACUAUGAUCAUGCUGAUCAGCUGAAGCAGCAGCAACAGCAGCAGCAGCAGCAUGAGGAGGAGCAGCCGGCAACACAAACGGAAAUGGAACGUUUGAUAGCUCAUGACAAUGUCAAUUGGUAUCGCCGUGUGAGUCCAGUGUUGAGAAACGGCAUUAAGAGCAACGAGCCACAGCAGCAUGCAGCACAUCAUCAACACCAGCAUCAUCAUCAUCAUCAUCAUCAUCAUGCUGAGAAGCAGCAGCAGCAUCAUCAUCAUCAUAAGCAUCAUCAUCAGGCGCCCAAUCCGUAUCAACGUAAACCAAACGCAGCAACAACGACGCCGUUGCCGCCGCUGCCGCCGCCAAAGCCGCAGCUUGGACAUCAGAUCACCGAACUGGAGCAGCUGGAGCGUUACUAUGCCAAGUGGCCGCAUCUAGCGCGCGUGCAGUUCCAGGUCUAUGAUGAGCAUUACCGUGAGGCGCAUCCCGAACUCUAUGUGGACUACGAUGAGGACUACGAAAGCGCCGCCGAGCUGGAGGAGGCGCAGCAGGAACAUGGCGCCGAGGCAAAUCUUCCGCCGUACAUCAAGAAAUACAAUCGACGCAACAAGCAGCUGUUGAAUCUGCUCGAGGGCACUUUGCCGCCGCCCACACCGCCGCCCAACUCGGUGUGGAGCAGCUCGCAACUGCAGACGGGACCGCAUGCCGCUGUUGCCACCAUACGCCUGGACGAUGACUAUCUCAAGCAGAAGCGUCGACGCUAUCAGCAGCAUCACUACGAAGAUUUGUUUGCCCAACAGCGCAGCAGCAGCAGCAGCAGCACCACAACAACCAUAGCGCCUGCUGCUGUUGCCAAUGAGUUGCCAGAUGAUAAUGAUGAUGACCCCCACUCGUCGGACUUUUGGCCAACCACCAAAGCUGCGGCCACGCCCAUUUCUGUUAGCACUACGCCCAAGCCGGCUUUGUUCAAGCUGCCGCUUUAUUCAGCCAUCGGCAGCAACUUGCUGGGCACACCGCGCAGUCGCAGCGCCCAGUUUGUUGCCAAUGUCGCCGGCCGUGGCCAGAGCCAGAACAACUGGCCCAACAGCAGCAGCAGCAGCAGCAGCAACACUUUGUCGCCUGUGGCAGCUGCAUCGCCGAUGAACUCGUUUGUCUAUCAUCGUGUUGUGGAUGCUGCGCCCGCUGCUGGCUCCGCUGCCAACGCUGCUGGUGGCGCCUCAGCUGCUGCCAAUCGCAAGCAACGUUUGCCGUUUGUUGCCAUUACGGAUCGGCGUCUGGAUAGUGGCGCCUCGCACAAGUUGCUGGCGGCGCGGCACAAAGACUUUGAGCAGAACCACUAUCCAAUGCCUUAAGCCGUCGCAGCAGCAGCAAAGAAACAGCAACAACAACAACAACAACAUUAAUUAACAAUGCACGCAACGAAGUGAAACGAAUUGGAAUCGGCACGGCCUGUAUUUGAUUUUGUGACUGAAACGCUUCAAAAUGAAACACUUACGUUUCCAUUUCGUUGCGCGCCCAUUGCUAAUCUUCAAAGAAAACUUAACCCUAGACAUAAAUUUUAGAAGCUGCUUCAUACAACAAAAGAAAAACACACAAAAAAAAUUAACGCAAACACAAAAAUUUGCAACGACGAAUUUUUUCGUGCUAUUUAUUGUGUUAUGUACUUAGAUUUAAUUUCACUCGCUAAACUGCGAAGCUAAACAUGAUAAAAAAAAAAAAAAAAACAACUAGCGUUAAUUUCAAAGAAAACGUAAUAUCCCAAAUAAUUUUUUUUUGGUGAAGCGUCGUGCAAGAAAUUGUUGAAAGAAACGAGAGCAGCAAAUUAAGUAAAAGUAAAAAAAAACUAAAUGUAAGCUAUAGAAUUUUUUUGGUGUAUGAUAGCAAAGAACACAAAACCCAAGCAUUAAAAAAAGUAAAAAAAAAAAAAAAAGUAGUAGCAUACAGACAAACACACACACACACACACACAUACAGAUUAGCUGUAAGAGAAUUUGCAGUAGAAAUUUUAGUGUUGCAAACGCCGGCAAAUAUGCAACAGUUUUUGGUUUUAAUUCAAACGCCCACAACGUUCACGCCCACAUGCCCACACACUCUAGUGUGCUCUAGUUCAAGUCAAGGCCAAUCAAAUUGCAUUCCAACAAAUCAAGUAGGUUUCAAAAUUAACAAAAACAAAUAUUUAUACAUUACAAAAGAGACAGCAAACAACAAAAAUAAAUACAAUUG